UGCGGUUUGGGCACGAAAUUCAAAGAUUUUAAAAGUACCAGCUGGCGCCUUUUAGGGGAGAGAGCUCUGUGAAGCGGGUGUCCAGCAUCUUCGUGCGGUAGCUGCUCCAUCACCUGGGGAGGACCCCACUUGCACUGGCAUGAGCCGGCGCCCCUGCAGCUGCUCCCCACGCUCCCCAUCCAGCUCCUGCCGCUGCAGCUCCAGCACCGUGACAGCCGCCCGGCGCCCUCAUCACCCGCACAGUCGCAAAGAAGAAAGUUCUACUCUUUCUAUCAAAAUGAAGUGUGAUUUUAGCUAUAAUCAUGUUCAUUCUGGACUUAAACUGGUAAAACCUGAUGACAGUGAAAGGCUAGGUUCCUAUACUUCUGCAUGUUUGGAAGGCUCUUAUAAAGAUUGCAUUAAAGACUAUGAAAGCUUAUCGGAUAUUGGGUCACCGAUUGGGAGCCCCAGGAUUGUAGAACUUGAAACUGAGAACAAGCCCUUGCAUAACAAGGAAAAUCAACAUGUGCAACCGACACUUAAUAGUUCAGAUGAAACAGAAGAACUAGAGACAAAUGGACCUUAUGAAGACAGUGGCUAUUCUUCAUUUUCCCAACAAAGUAGCAUCAAUGAGCAUGAAGAAGCUAGCUUUCCCCUGGAGGAAAAUUCCAGUGACAGUCCACAGUCUUGCCUGCUACAAACACAAAGCCCAGACCAAUAUCCCAAUAAAAACUUGCUGCCAGCUCUUCAUUUUGCAAAAGUGGUUUGUUCAACAUUAAAAAAGAAUUCCAAACGAAAUUCUAAAAUAGAUUGGGAGAAGCUGAAGAAGUAUAAUGUAAAUUUUGGACUACAGAAUAUAAUUGGCAGGAAAAUGGGCCUAGAAUGUGUAGAUGUUCUCAGUGAACUCUUUGGACGGGGACUCAGACAUCUCUUAGCAAAUAUUUUAACACAGCUCAGCGAUAUGGACUUAAUCAAUGUGUCUAAAGUGAGCACAACUUGGAAGAAGAUUCUAGAAGAUGAUAAAAGGGCAUUGCAGUUAUACAAUGAAGCAAUACGAAGAGUUACUGAGAAGAGCAUUAAGUUCUCACCACAUGGUUCAACCAGAGAGAAUGUUAUGGUCAGAACCGCAUUGGCUUCUGUUCAAAAAGCAGCAGCCCAGCCUCCCCCCAGAAAAGAUGCUCGAACCAAGUUAUCCAAUCCAGAUGAUCAGAAAGAUUCUACCUAUAGUCGGCACAAUGAAUUCUCGGAGGUUGCCAAAACUUUGAAAAAGAAUGAAAGCCUCAAAGCCUGUAUUCGCUGUAAUUCACCUGCAAAAUAUGAUGGCUAUUUACAGCGGGCAACCUGCAAACGAGAAGGCUGUGGGUUUGAUUAUUGUACACGGUGUCUGUGUAAUUAUCAUACCAGCAAAGACUGCUCGAAUGGCAAGCCUCUAAAAGCCAGUUAUAAAAUGGGUCCUUUGCCUGGUACUAAGAAAAGCAAGAAGAAUUUACGACGAUUGUGAUCUCUGAUUAAAUCUAUUAUAACUGAUCGUGAAGGUUAGUCAGAAAAAGUUACGUUUUAAUUUGAGAAAUAAAAAUGUAUUGUUAUAUUCAAUUUUAUAGCGAAAUCAAUGUACUAGAUGGGUUUUUCCCCCUGGUAAAUAGAGGAUGCACAACCUCUUAAAAUAUUUUAUGAUUUAAUGUGAAAAUAUUCAAAAUUCUCAGUGUAAAUCAGAAAAUUUAAAUAUUUUAAGAAAAAAGGAAAACUUCAUCUAUAUUUGCUUCAGAGGUAAAAUAAAAUUGUUUUCAGUUUUAUAGUAAAGGAAGGCCAUGUAAUUUUACCCAGACAAUCCUAAAUAUAAAUUGUUUACCAUCUAUUAGCAUUUGGGACAUUUUAUUUGCCUCAUCAAAUUAAUAUCUAUUGAAAUAUCAACUGGAGUCUUAAUUUAAAUGCUUUGUCACCUUUUGUUCUUGACCUUGUUUUCAGUGUGUAUACUUCCAAAUAUCCUUUGUGAAA
This is a messenger RNA of Pteropus alecto (black flying fox), 1974 nucleotides long. RefSeq names its product F-box protein 5 (gene FBXO5). Gene Ontology annotation, cellular component: nucleus. Gene Ontology annotation, molecular function: protein binding; zinc ion binding. Lineage: Eukaryota; Metazoa; Chordata; Mammalia; Chiroptera; Pteropodidae. The record is from RefSeq and is a predicted model, not a curated record. The transcript is spliced from 5 exons. The coding region runs from base 140 to 1480 and encodes 446 amino acids. Gene Ontology annotation, biological process: regulation of mitotic nuclear division; negative regulation of meiotic nuclear division.